GGCCAAUGACUGGGCGUUGCUGUGAUCAUGAUUUCAGUUUUCUCGUCUGAAAGAAAUGACGAAUUCAGAAUUGUUCUCUGCAAGUCUCAGAAGAGGGAGCCUUUCGGUUUUUCUGUUUUCGGUGGUUUCAAUUCGGCUCUUCCUGUCGUAAUUUCAGAGAUUAAAAGAGGCUCAAUCGCUUAUAGAUGUGGUCAGCUGGAGGUGGGCGAUGUGCUAACAGAAGCCAAUGGAUUGAACUUCGCGGAAAAUGAUAUGUCAACUUUAGAAGUUUCCCGCUAUCUCCAAGCACAGCCGAACUUAACGCUUGAGCUCAAAAUACGCAAAGAUCCAAUCGUGCGACGGAAAGCGCGGGAGAUUCUUAACGACCCUCGCGACUUCGACCGAAUCGCGGCAGCCGUUUCACCAGACAAUCUGCACGCCUUGAAAUCUCUAACUGUUCAGUCUGGUCAUACACACAAAGUCAAUAACCCCUUGUCAGAAUAUUCGGGAAGCAGAAGUACUUUGACCAGUUCUAGAGGAGACAAUUUGAAUGGAUCCCAGCACAGUAUUCCUUACGGGUCCGCGGUUCUAGAAGCGAGUUGUCUAGAUUACACCACUGAUAACUGUUUCGCCGGGUAUGCCACUAUUCGUCGGCUGGGAAACACGUCGGCCAAAAAAUCCAACGAUAAUUUAUCGAAAAUUUCGUCUUCAGGCAGUACGAAAAGUAUGCCGACCGACGUGCAUUUAAUAGGGGCAAAAAGUGAAAAUUCACUUGAUAACGAGCAAACGCAUUCAGCAGUUAAAAAACAGGAUAAAAAACCACGUUUUCAUUAUGAUAAGGACAUCUUAGUGCAGGAGUCUUCCAGGAACCGACCGAGAAGUCGCGCGUCGGCAACGUCUUCAAAUCGGAACUCGGCAAUUGAAACAACUGACCAAAAAGAAUUUUCGGAAACUUCAAACUCUCCCGAUAAAGAGUCACGUUCGUUGUCUCCGGAAAUCAAGGAAGCAAUCGCGACAGCAGAUCCCAGCAGUUGUUGGGCAGACUACUUUCCAGAAAACUUGUCGCUCAAUUCCAGCUUCGCUACUCAAAAACCAGAAACUGAAGAGCAGUCGGAAACUGAACCUCCACUGAUAACAGAAUUUCAAGUUUCAUCGCCGAAAAAAGCGAAUGAUGAAUCGAGUGAUUCACAUGUUUUGUUGAAUGUAUCAUCGGACGCGAAUUAUAGUUAUGUAACUACUUCUCCGGAAUCCCUGAAUGAAACGGGUCCCUCGACGUCUCCGAUGCAUAAGAACCUAAACGAAUCGUUUACUGACGACGAAAAUUCUCCAGCCCAGCAAACGCAACAUUUCAAUUCGCCGGUGUUAGGCCAGACUCCGAGAAAUCUUUUCUUCAGCUCGGAACCCAGCUCAAAUUCAGCCGCAACUGCAGUUUCCGGUGGCAACUUACUUUCAGGACGUUUGACGAAUGUAACUCCAAUAAACGGGAUCUCCGGCAGUGUCAAUCAUGAGAAUUACGAGGUUAUUGGAGUUCGUUCGGCGAAGGGAAGUUCGAAUCGAAGAGACUCGUUCGAGAAGAAGAACCUCGAUUUAGAAGAUGACGAUGAAGACCCAGAGGAAAAAUGUUACAUUUUAGAGAGUUUGGAAAUUGCAGCUCCUCCGCCGCCCAAACCGACUCCAGAAGUUGACCUGGCAGCAGCAAAACGACUGGCCUCGAGGCUCUACUACUUGAAUGGGUUCGGAAAGUCAGACGUGCCAAAGCAUUUGGGAAAAAAACAAGAGUUUUCGCAAGUGGUGGCCACGGAAUACUUCAAAUUCUUCGACUUCCACCAGGAGCGCAUAGACGUCUCUCUGCGCAAGUUCUUCUCCAAUCUGGGAUUGUACGGCGACACUCAAGAGCGAGAGAGGAUUCUGUCCCACUUUUCGAGACGAUACGCAGACUGCAACCCAGACCUCUUCCCAUCAUUCGAAUGUGUUGACUACCUGGUAACAGCAUUGAUUCUGCUCAACCAAGACCUGAACGCACUGCGGGCAGGUUCCCACAACACUUUGGGAGUGAAGCCAAUGACAGCCUCCCAGUUCGUCACUAACGUCAUUACGAAACCCCAACACAUGGAAGGCCAGCCUGCAGAGGAGUACACAGAGUACAGUCGGCAGUUGCUGACUGAGUUGUACGACUCGAUCCGAGACGAACCCCUGAUGUGUGCCGGGUUCCCCUCUAUGCCCGGCAUGGAUCCAAUGGGAGGCAUGACCAUAGACUACUACCAGAUGCCGGAGUAUUACACAGACGGAGUAGACGGCCAUUCACAGCAAAAGGGAAACUACAUGACUGUGGAAGCACCUGAAAACAAUGUGAACUCGUUGUCCUAUCCAAGUGCAAUCUUCAACCCCACGGCAGGAGGCGCCAUAGGGGUGGCUGGUAUCCUGGCACCAAUCUCAUUCUCUGGCUAUCUCAGUCGCAAGUGGCUGUUCGAACCCGAGCUAAAGAAGACGAGUAGAAUGAAGCGCAGUUGGAAGCACUGGUACGUCAGCCUGCACGGGUUUGACCUCAUGCAUCACAAGUCACGUGACGAUGCUGUGAACAAAUCGGGGAUAGAACAAAAGGCACUGGUUCUGUCUUUACACCACGCUUUUGCUUCGCCUGUGCAUCCGCUCAGCAGUACUUCACAUAUAGAUCCCCCUUCGGUGACAAGUAUGACUAGUUCUUCGGAGAAUGUCGACGAAGCAGGGUCGGUGCUGGGUGGUGAAGACACAUCUUCCUUCUCAGAGAGUGUGAACAGCAGGAGUCUCUAUGGAGCAGCAGGGGUUCUGAGGGCGUCUUCGAAGAAAGAGAAGGAGAGAGUGGGCAGCUGGGACUUCACUGUGCGCUUGGCGGACUGGGCAGAAUAUCAAUACCGGUGCAGGUCCAAGCAGGAGAUGGAGGAAUGGGUGUGUACGAUUAAUCUCAUUGCCGCCUUCUCAGCCCCGCCUCUGAUGCCCCCCAUCUCAAACUCAGCAGCCUCCAACUCCAGCAAGGGGGCCUCUCAGUCCUCUUCCACUCUCUCAUUCCAUAAACAUUUCAAACCUACCUCCUUCACAAACCUCAGUCUGCAAGACCAGAUCUCCAUGUGGGGCAGUUGGAUCAACUCGAGUGAGAUGUGCCACGCGGAUGCGAUGAAGAGACACGCGGACACCCUCCCGCCGAACAACGCCAGCAAGCAGGUAGUGCAGGCGGCACUGCACGAGGUCCAAUACCACGCGUUCGAACUCCAAAGAUAUCAAACUUAUCAGGAAGCACUUAUUGAGAGCGUCAACAACUCGCAAAGUUCCGCUUACUUGAACCAGACCAACAACCAGCUAAAUGUAGCGGCAGUGUCUCAAAGUAACGGCCAGGGAAACUUCCAUCUUCAAAACAGAAAUCUGAACCAGAUGAAAUUGGAUGAAAAUCCAUCAGCUAACAAUCAAGCAGCUGGAAUUUAUAGCCCAAAUGAGGUGAUUAAUAUUAACAUGGGACCUAAUAAAGGGAGAGUUCUGGGAUCUAAGAAACCGAACUUGAACUCGAAAUCCGUAGAUUACGGAGUUUUAUAAUGAGAAUUUAUAAUAACUUAAUAAGUAGUCCGUAGCUCAGUAGAAAGUUAGAUGUUUUCAAACGUUUCAGUAAUUAUUUUUUCAAAUUUUUAACGAUUAUCUAGAAAAAAUUCUUAUAAAUAAUAAAGUUGAGUUUCCUGUGUUAUAAUAUUGUCACUUGAAACAUUGCUUAUUUCAAAUAAAUUUAUUGAGUUUUGACUUUGGUUGCUGAUUCGUGAUUUGUGCUCCAAAAUUAUCGUGUCAAACGCAUCGAACAAAGUAGCGCAAAAAUUAUUGCAGAGAACAUAUUGACUGCGUUUCUUAAAAUAUUAUAUACAUGUAGUUCGAUGGGUUAGUGUCAUUGUCUUGAAUGAGUUGAAUUGAAUUGAUCAUUUUUUUUUUCGACCGAUGAGGACUCUUAAUUGAGUACUUGUGUUUUUUGGCAGUCAAAAAGAUGCUCAUAAUUUCCCUACAAAUGUUGAAUAUUUAUUUGAAAUACUUCAGGCAGAUAAACCACGUGCAUGAUUUACAAUCAGUUGUGAAGGCAUUGCUGUGUUAUCAUAUGAAAAAUGAUUUUAAUACCUCUGUGCUUAAUAUCUAUUUUUUUACAAUCAAAAUUUGCUGAACCAAUUUUUGAAGCAGAGGAAA
This is a messenger RNA of Symsagittifera roscoffensis, 4170 nucleotides long. RefSeq lists its product as uncharacterized. Gene Ontology annotation, molecular function: guanyl-nucleotide exchange factor activity; protein binding. Lineage: Eukaryota; Metazoa; Xenacoelomorpha; Acoela; Convolutidae. The record is from RefSeq and is a predicted model, not a curated record. The coding region runs from base 28 to 3543 and encodes 1171 amino acids. The transcript has 13 exons. Gene Ontology annotation, biological process: regulation of ARF protein signal transduction.